AAGUAAGUAAAUAAAAAGGAGAGACGCAUCACAGUCAACCUUUAAGCUUUAAAAAGAUCCCUCUAACAUAGCAAGUAGUUAAACAAUGAAUUUACUAACGCUUGGUUUCAUAACCUUUUUAACAUGUUUAAUAUUUGGUUUUGUCUCAACCGAUUCCACAACUUCAGAAAUGGAAGAGAGUCCCAAUACAUCAGAUAUGACAACACUUGGAAAUACGACUUGGUCAGAAGCUGAAAGUACGACUUGGACAGAAGCUGGAAAUGUGACGUGGACAAAAGGUGGAGAUACGACUUGGACAGAAGCUGGAAAUGUGACUUGGACAGAAGCUGGAAAUGUGACGUGGACAGAAGCUGGAAAUGUGACUUGGACAGAAGCUGGAAAUGUGACUUGGACAGAAGCUGGAAAUACCACUAUUACACUUUCACCUGGAACAGGAAAUACAACAGAAACAACAGCGAACCCUACACAUGAAACUCCUGAACCAGGAUCAAAGAAACUGAGCAAGGGAGCUAUUGCUGGAAUUGUCAUUAGUGUGAUUUUAGGCUGUAGUGUUAUUGUUGGAGGAGUGAUCUGGUUAAUAAGAAGACAAAAACGCAAAGAAAUGGCAGGAAACAUUAUUGGACAAUAAUAUUUAAUGUAAAACCUAGUUUGAGUUUAAAAUGUAUUUUGCUUACUGAUUUUGAGACUAUAGAGAAUUGAGAGUCUACAAUUUAAAAACAUUUGUCCGAGAAAGCACAAUUUCCCAAACCGUAAGGUGACUACUUCAAAAAGUCAUGACUACAUAUCAUUGUGUAUCCCAUAACAAAAAACAAACAAUGAAGUAAUAGUUUCAAGGUAAAUGCAAAUAAUUUAUUAUUCAAAUGGACUUAUCUUUUUGGUCACUAAAGACGGUGCAUUUUUCUGUCUGAAUUUUUGAAAAGUUUGUUAAAAUAGUAGAAUUUUAUCUUAAAUUGGUACACUAUAAAAUUUAGAAACAAAUAUUGUACAGCAUGAUCAAUAUGGAUGUCGUUAGCUGUACAACUGCUCGCUAUAUCACUGUUAAAAAAAGAUUAAUAAGCCUGUUUAGUGACAUCUGGUUUCAGCUUAAAUUCUGUGUAGCUUUAUCUAAAUUAAGAAUAAAACUUUUGAAAGUGUUUCUUUGCUUUAAA
This is a messenger RNA of Limulus polyphemus (Atlantic horseshoe crab), 1148 nucleotides long. RefSeq lists its product as uncharacterized. NCBI's taxonomy places the organism in Eukaryota, Metazoa, Arthropoda, Merostomata, Xiphosura, Limulidae. The record is from RefSeq and is a predicted model, not a curated record. The transcript has 2 exons. The coding region runs from base 86 to 628 and encodes 180 amino acids.